AUGGAAGUUACAUCGCAAAAUCUUCAACGUAUUCAACAAGAUAUGGGGUCCUUAUCAAUUGGAUCUAUUUGCAAGCAGAACCAACACCCAACUUUCCCGUUAUUAUGCAUGGAAAACAGAUCCGUUUGCCAAAGAGAUGGAUGCUUUUCGGCAAAAGUGGUCCAAAAUGAAACUAUGGUCAAACCCUCCUUGGGUUUUAAUUCCACGGAUACUGGCAAAACUGAUUCGGGAAAAGGCUUCUAUGACUAUUCUGGUUCUGAUAUAGCCAUCAGCCCCAUGGUUCCCAUUAUUAAUGAGCCUAUUAAUAGAUCUACCGAUAUUGAUUUGCUCCAACAAAAUUCUUUGCCCAUCAUUACCUCUCCAAAUACAUCCACUUCGCAAUCCACAGUGGAAACUGCUCGCUUGCAAUAUUUCUGGACUAGGAAUAAAGACAAAGGCUUUUCGGAUAAAACUAUUAACUUACUCUCAUCAUCAGUGGAUAAUAGAUCUUCAAGAACAGUGUCUUCAGCUAUUUGA
This is a messenger RNA of Rhizophagus irregularis DAOM 181602=DAOM 197198, 516 nucleotides long. NCBI's taxonomy places the organism in Eukaryota, Fungi, Glomeromycota, Glomeromycetes, Glomerales, Glomeraceae. The record is from RefSeq and is a predicted model, not a curated record.